AUGGCUACCUUUUCCUCAUGGGAGAAUCGCCUCCCAUGGAUCCAAUAUCCUCUCAUCGUGAAUGCCCCCAUGAGCGGCGUAGCCACAAGUCAAUUGGCGACAGCUGUUACUCGUGCUGGCGGCCUGGGCCAAAUCGGCCAUCUGGACGAUAUGUGCGUUUUAUCCAAAGAGCUAGACCGCGCCAGGAAUGACCUACAGGAUAUCAUGGCUACACUUCCUGACCCAGAUCAACUGCCGCUCGGACUCGGAGUCAUUGUAUUUGGAUCGCCCCUCGAAUCAUGGAUGCGUCUAUUUGCAACGUACAAGCCCGCCGUCGCCUGGCUGUCCUUUGCCGGAACAAUGGAAAUGAAAACUUGGGCUGAAAGCAUUCGAAGAGCCUCGCCGAAGACCAGCAUUUGGGUGCAGCUCGGCAGCGUGCACGCCGCACUAGAUGCAGCUCAAGCCUGUCGUCCCGAGGCACUAGUCCUACAGGGAAGUGACGCCGGGGGGCAUGGGCAUCAAGCCGGAGCUAGUAUCAUUUCCCUUGUACCAGAAACUGCCGAUGCAAUUCAAAAACAGUGGCUUACUACCCCCUUGAUCGCCGCAGGUGGAAUCAUGGAUGGAAGAGCAGCCGCCGCAGCGCUGACUCUAGGCGCUUCAGGACUAGUGAUGGGCACACGUUUCCUCGGUGCAGUCGAAGCGCACAUACCUCAAAUUUACCGCGAUGCUAUAUUCAGCGCUUCAGAUGGUGGCCAAAGUACAGCGCGAUCCAGGGUAUUCGAUGAGAUUUGGGGACCCAAUUUCUGGCCUACAACGUACGACGGCCGAUGUCUGAGAAACAGAUUCUAUGAAAUGUAUACAAAUGGAAAAGAUAUAAAAACAGUUCGAGCGUGGUUGUCUGCCGCUAUGAAUGGCCCUGAAGCGGGGGAUCUGGACGUUCAAGAUACGGGUAGUUUAUGGGCUGGCACAGGUGUGGGGAUGGUGAAUGUGUUGGAAAAUGCUGGUGAUAUUGUUCGUUCGAUUCGCGACGAUACUAAAGCGCGUACACGCAUCAACUAA
This is a messenger RNA of Penicillium argentinense, 1038 nucleotides long. RefSeq names its product nitronate monooxygenase. Gene Ontology annotation, molecular function: nitronate monooxygenase activity. Bases 1 to 1038 code for a protein of 345 amino acids. Lineage: Eukaryota; Fungi; Ascomycota; Eurotiomycetes; Eurotiales; Aspergillaceae. The transcript has a single exon. The record is from RefSeq and is a predicted model, not a curated record.